AUGGGCAACGAAACACCGUUGGUAGCCGUCCGAGAGGAUCGUACCUCUCUGGAGACGGACCUCGGGUCGGAGCUUUUCGACGCCGCCGAGUUUGGCGAAGUGUACAUCCGAAAAUCUCUUAUCUUAAAUCGUGCCUUGGACGAGAUUGGCUUCGGCAGGUACCAAAUUGGCCUUUUUUUCGUGGCCGGUUUUGGCUGGUUUGCUGAUAACGCUUGGCCCUCGGCCACGUCGUAUAUUCUCCAGCGCUUGACAGAGAAAGACCUGGUCCAUUUUCCUCCUGCAAGAGCGCCGUACCUCACCUUAGCCCAGAACUUGGGGUUGCUUGCGGGAGCGUUAUUCUGGUCUCUUUCCGCUGACAUCAUCGGGCGGCGGUGGGCUUUCAACUGUACUUUCUUGUUCAUUGGGAUCUUUGGCUUGUGCGCUGGUGCUGCACCAAAUUUCGUCGGCAUUGGGUGCUUCUGUGCCCUUUGGAGUUUUGGUGUGGGCGGCAAUUUACCUGUCGACUCUGCUAUUUUCCUCGAGGCACUCCCAACAAACAAAAAAUGGCUCUUGACCGUGAUGUCCAUAUGGUGGGCGUUGGGUCAAGUUGUUACCGCACUUAUCUCCUGGGGUCUCAUCUCCAAUUACAGUUGCCCCGAUCCUACCAAUUGCGUCAAGGCAGAAAACAAAGGCUGGAGGUACUUCUUGUUUACGAUUGGCGGUCUCAGCUUAUUGAUGUUCCUUGCGAGGUUUCUCAUGCCCGUUUACGAGAGCCCCACGUUCUAUUUGGCUCGAGGCAACGACGAGAAAGCUGUGGAAACCAUCCACAAAAUCGCUCGUAUCAAUAAGAAAGAGUCUCUUCUUUCCAUCGAGGAUUUGCGUGCAGUGGACGAUUUGGAGAUCGAUGACGUCCCUAAACCUAGUGGCAAUAUCAGGGGCAAUGAGCUUUUAAAAUCCAAAAUCAAGCGCUACAAUCUUUCCCACAUUCGCCAGUGUUUUGGAUCACGCCGUAUUGCUCUUUCUUCUACGCUUGUCAUCACAUCAUGGGCACUCAUAGGGCUUGCAUUUCCUUUGUACAAUGCUUUUCUCCCAUCUUAUUUAGAACAGCGAGGACUGGCUAACAAGGAGCUAAGCGUGGGUACAACCUACAGAAACACUUUGAUAGUGGCAAUAAUGGGAUUUCCAGGUGCAAUCAUCGCUGGGUUGUUGGUGGAGCUCAGGACAGGCAGAAAGGGUGUCUUGUUCUGUUCGCUUAUUCUCUCAGGAAUUGUGCUUUUUGGUUCUACAACGGCAAGAACACCAGACUCUAACUUGGCGUGGAACUGCUUCUUCAACUUCUUUUCGAAUAUCAUGUACGGGACGUUAUAUGCCUACACGCCGGAAGUGUUUCCUACAAGAAUCAGAGGCACCUCUGUGGGUCUUGCAGCCUCAGCCAACAGAGUACUAGGAGUUUUCGCACCCAUUAUCGCCAUCUUUGCUGACUUGACCACGUCGGCCCCCAUCUUUGUAUCCGGGGCACUAUUUUUGUUUUCUGCUGUCUUGGUGAUCUUUUACCCCUUCGAACCACAUGGGAAACUGAGUUUAUAG
Molecule: messenger RNA, 1566 nt
Organism: Candidozyma auris
Lineage: Eukaryota; Fungi; Ascomycota; Pichiomycetes; Serinales; Metschnikowiaceae
Exons: 1
Coding region: 1-1566 (521 amino acids)
Biological process (GO): transmembrane transport
Molecular function (GO): transmembrane transporter activity
Source: RefSeq, a predicted model, not a curated record